Sinocyclocheilus grahami is the source of this 2040-nucleotide messenger RNA. RefSeq names its product intermediate filament family orphan 2a (gene iffo2a). The record is from RefSeq and is a predicted model, not a curated record. NCBI's taxonomy places the organism in Eukaryota, Metazoa, Chordata, Actinopteri, Cypriniformes, Cyprinidae. The coding region runs from base 239 to 1813 and encodes 524 amino acids. The transcript is spliced from 9 exons.
GUUGAGACUAAUAACCGGCCCGUUUAAUCAUCAGGGGAUGGUGGGAGGGCAGCUGUGAGUUCAUGAAAUGUGUGCCGGUCAAUGCGCUUUAUCCGACCGCUAGAAGCGCGACUAUGGCCUAUUAUUUGUGUGACAUUAGAUAAAGGGAGUGCACCUUGCGUCCGAGAGCAUGGAGGUGACGUAUGCUGCUUUACAGCAUCUGCAGUUUGAUGCAUAGAAACACUGCUCACGAAUAAAGAUGGAUUUACCUCGUCGUUUUCCGGACCCGCUUCUCAACCCGAUGUUGUUUAAUGAAUCCGCGGCACCCGUCGGUAUGAAUGAAGCGUGUGCGGCUAGGAGCGGGUCCGGCGCUAUGGCAACCAGCGCGUUGAGAAACGAUUUGGGCUCCAACAUUCAUGUGUUAAAAACACUAAACCUCCGCUUCCGCUGCUUCCUUUCCAAAGUCCACGAGUUAGAGCGCAGAAACAAGUUAUUGGAGAUCCAGCUGCAGCACGCCCAGGAGCAAUCCCGGUACCGACUGCUGUUUUCCCGGGAUAAAGCGGUCCAGACGAACCUCGAGCUGCCUUACUCAAACGCACUGUGUCCGUCGAGACUCCCCGGUAGAAUCUGGAGCUUCUCACACACCGCCCGAUACGGAGGACGGUUUGAGACGCAUCAGGGGCCUGGGGUGGCCUGGACUCAUCCAGACGGUGUCGGGGUUCAGAUCGACACCAUCACACCUGAACUCAGGGCCUUGUACAAUGUUUUGGCCAAAGUCAAGCGAGAGAGAGACGAGUACAGGAGAAAAUGGGAAGAGGAGGUGUUUAAACGUCAGCAGAUGGAGUCUUUGGUGGAGACAUUACAGGAGACUGUUCAGUCAUCUGAAACUGUGCAAGGAGAACUGAAUGAGAGGAUGGAACGUCUUAAAACAGAGCUGGUGGUCUUCAAAAGCCUCAUGCCUCAUGAUGAAGUGUCGGACUUGGACACUAAAAUCCAGGAGAAAGCCAUGAAGGUUGAUAUGGACAUCUGCAGACGCAUCGACAUCACAGCCAAGCUUUGUGAUGUAGCACAGCAGAGGAAUUCAGAGGACAUGAGCAAGAUAUUUCACGGCAGCCCAUCCAGAGCUCCUCCCGAACAGAAAGGGGGGAUGGUGGUAUGUAGGAGGAAAGAGUGUAAGGGUGAAUCUGAGGAGCAGAGAGUGGAAACUGAUGGUGAUUCUGGUCACCGUGAGGAAGAUGUGCCUGGUUCUCUCAACAUCACUGAUGAGAUGAAGAGGAUGCUCAACCAGCUGCGGGAAACGUUCGAGUUUGACGAUGACUGUGACAGUCUGGCGUGGGAGGAGACGGAGGAGACGCUUUUGCUCUGGGAGGAUUUCAGUAACUACAAAAGUCUGAACCUCAGCACCACCGCUGCAGGCUCAGUCGCAACAGCAUCCUGCGCAUCUGACUCUCACGGAGAGACACACGAGCAGGAUCGAAGUCUAGGAAGCCUCAUAAAUGAAACCGAGUCCCUCUUUAAGACCAGAGAGCAGGAGUACCAGGACACCAUCGGACAGAUUGAGCUGGAAUUGGCCACAGCCAAGAAUGACAUGAACAGACACCUGCAUGAGUACAUGGAAAUGUGCAGUAUGAAGAGAGGACUGGACGUACAGAUGGAGACCUGCCGGAGGCUCAUCCAAAGCACAGCCACCACCGGCAGACAAUCGCCCUCCCUCAGCUCCGUGGCCAGCAGUGAUUCGGGAAACACCGAUGACAUCCAGGACGAGCUGGAGCCUGAUGGAGCGAGGGAUGGAGAGAAAGAAGGAGCUGUAGCGAUGAAUGGAGAAGUUAGAUGAUGAUCAGCCCUUCAUCAUUCUGGUUUCUCAGCUUCUUUGUGGACCAGUCGCUCUUUUAAGUGUCUGGUCACUUUUUCUUACACUGUACAGAUGAGUGUGGAAUUUCAGAUUCCCAAAGAGCAAGUAUUGGUGCUUUAUAUGCUAUCUUAGAGCAGGACUAGCCGAAAUAAAGCGGUUCCCUCUUCAUCAGCACUGCCAAGGCAUGGCUCCGUCGUCUUCCUCACAAG